CGACUUCCACCCCCUUCCAUUACAUAUAUAAUUAUACAUAACGUUUCCUUGUGCAUAAGAGAUACAAUUUCAAGGAUCCAAGCAGCAACUCUGUGAUUUUGAAGCUAUAAAGAGGGAGCCAUGGCUAAUAUGAAGCAAAUACUGAUCGUUUUAGUGACUUUGUUGGUAGUUUCAACAUGGGUGCCAGUUUCUUUUUCCGCCAAGAAACCUGUUUUUGCUGCAAGAAAAGAGGACAUAACAUUCAUCAAGUGCCAAGUAUGUGAAAAGUUGGCAAAGGAGUUGUCCCAGCAAGCAGCAAAAAAGCAGGCUCAGAUCUCGCCCAAGAAGAUCACAGAGUAUCAAAUCAUUGAGUUGGCGGAGAAUGUUUGUAAUUUGAAGAAGGAAGAAGCUGAUUGGAUUAUGAAGAUUGAUAUAGUGGAGCAAGGGGAUAAGUUGGAGCUGGUAGAACAAGACACUGAUGGUCAAUGCAAUUCAGAAUGCAAGACAAUAGAGCAGGCUUGUGAGCAGGUUGUGGGGUAUUCUGAUACUGAUAUUGCUGAAUACAUAUUUAGUUCCAAGCCUGAUAUUGAUUCGUUGGUAAACUAUUUGUGCAAAGACUUGACUAAUUCAUGUAGAAAGAAGCCACCUCCAGUUCCCAAGGAUAGAACUCCAGGAGAACCAUUUGUGCCAAAACCAGCCAAAGAUGCUGAGAUGGAGAAGAUUUUGAGAUCCAUGGAGGGUAUGCCAGGAGCACCUAACAUGCAAAUGUAUUCAAGGGAAGAUUUGAUGAACAUGAAAAAUUUUGGUAAUGAAGACGGCGAUGAAAAUGACGAUGAAGAUGAGGUUGAUGAUAGACACUUCCCUUCAAAUUUGGCAAAAGUUAUGAGAGGGAAGGAAAGCAGAAAUGAUGACUGGAAACAGAAGAUCACCGAAGGAUUAAAAAACACGGGUGAGACAUUGAAGAGGCAUGCAAACAAGGUCUCCAACAGGUUGCGACAAUGGUGGAAAAGAAUAAAGGCAGCACGCACAAAUAAGAAUUCAAAUGCUGGCAAAUUAGAGCUUUAGGCACCAUUUUAUUGAACAGAUCUCUUCACAGUUUUAUUAUUGUGUUGUUUUAGGCUUAAGAUCACCAAGAAAAAGUGGAGGUUAGCUUGUAGGAAUUGAGUAAAAACCAAAUGCAUUGUCUUUUUUUAUUUUUUUGGCUAAUCAAACGCAUUGUCUUUUUCAGAAUUAUCCACAUUAAAGAAUAAUAAAUAAUAAUUUUGCGACCAGAAA
This is a messenger RNA of Hevea brasiliensis (rubber tree), 1254 nucleotides long. RefSeq lists its product as uncharacterized. The record is from RefSeq and is a predicted model, not a curated record. NCBI's taxonomy places the organism in Eukaryota, Viridiplantae, Streptophyta, Magnoliopsida, Malpighiales, Euphorbiaceae. Bases 121 to 1044 code for a protein of 307 amino acids. The transcript has 7 exons.